Messenger RNA from Onychomys torridus (southern grasshopper mouse), 384 nucleotides. RefSeq names its product thioredoxin domain-containing protein 8-like. NCBI's taxonomy places the organism in Eukaryota, Metazoa, Chordata, Mammalia, Rodentia, Cricetidae. The transcript has 6 exons. The coding region runs from base 1 to 384 and encodes 127 amino acids. The record is from RefSeq and is a predicted model, not a curated record.
AUGGUGCAGAUGAUUAAUGACAUGGAUGAAUUGAAAGAGUUGUUAAGGGUUGCUGGGAGCAAGCUUGUGGUGGUGGAGUUCUCAGCAGCGUGGUGUGGCCCCUGUAAAAGGGUUGGCCCUGUUUUCCAGGCUAUGUCUUUAAAAUACCAAAACGUCAUGUUUGCUAAUGUGGACGUGGACUCCUCUCAGGAAUUGACUCAACUCUGUCACAUCAAAGCAGUACCCACAUUUCAGAUGUUCAAGCACACCCAGAAGGUCACUCUAUUCUCAAGACUCAAAAGAACAUUGUGCUGUCUCAGAAGUGGAAUGGAGGAUGGGAAGAUUUUUGAACUUCAUGGAGCAGAUGUUAAAAAGCUGGAAGAGAAGAUUCAAGAGCUGAUGUGA